Molecule: messenger RNA, 3364 nt
Organism: Pelodiscus sinensis (Chinese soft-shelled turtle)
Lineage: Eukaryota; Metazoa; Chordata; Testudines; Trionychidae
Gene: P2RY10
Product: P2Y receptor family member 10
Biological process (GO): phospholipase C-activating G protein-coupled receptor signaling pathway; positive regulation of Rho protein signal transduction
Cellular component (GO): plasma membrane
Molecular function (GO): G protein-coupled receptor activity
Source: RefSeq, a predicted model, not a curated record
UUAUCAGCAGGAUUGCUGUGAAGGAAGGUAGGCUCUUUUUCAAGCUCUCAUUUCAUGUAUUAAAGCAAAGCUAGUGAGCCUGUACUGUUGGAAUAUGCCAAAUUAAAACAGUGUUUUUCUUAUGCUUUUCAUUUUGAAUACCCUCUUGUCAAAGUGGGAAAAUUACAAUGAGCAAUUGUUUUGGGAAGCAGCACAUCCAGAACACCUGCCUGAGUCUCAGGAGACUUUGCCACUGACUGGCUCGGAGAUCAUAGAAAUCUUCCAUCCAGUCCCAAAUGAUUGCUCAAGCACAGUCAAGAUGCAGACCAAUGGAUCUUCAGAAAACUGUGUUGAUCCUAAUAUAACAUUUAAAAACUCUCUAUAUGCCGCUACUUACACGGUAAUAUUCAUACCUGGUCUUCUGGCAAACAGUGCUGCAUUAUGGGUUUUAUGUCGCUUCAUCAGCAAGAAAAACAAAGCUGUCAUUUUUAUGAUUAACUUGGCUGCGGCAGAUCUUGCUCAUGUGCUCUCAUUACCACUACGAAUAUAUUAUUAUAUAAACCAUGUGUGGCCUUUUGGGAGUUUCCUCUGCUUAUUAUGUUUCUACCUGAAGUAUCUCAACAUGUAUGCAAGCAUUUGUUUCCUCACCUGCAUCAGCAUUCAAAGGUACUACUUCCUUCUCCAUCCAUUCAAAGCCAAAGACUGGAAGCGCAGGUAUGAUGUUGCCAUUAGUACUGCUGUAUGGAUCUUUGUUGGGGUUGCUUGCUCACCAUUUCCAAUUAUGAGAAACUCUGGCUUAACCAACAGUUCAAAUUCCUGCUUUGCGGAUCUUGAAGUCAAGAAAAUAAACAGUAGCGCCGCUUCUGUGAUGAUGGUGAUUAUAGCUGAGCUUUUAGGAUUUGUGGGCCCUCUAAUCAUUAUUGUAUACUGUACCUGGAGAACAAGACAGUCACUUCAGAAAUACCAAACACCUUUGGAAAAUACCAGUGAAAAACAGAGAGCUUUACGCAUGGUUGCUAUGUGUGCAGCAGUGUUCUUUGUAUGUUUCACACCGUACCACAUCAACUUCUUCUUCUACAUGAUGGUGAAAGAGAAUGUUAUUACACACUGUGCCAUACGCCGAAGCACUCUGUACACUCAGCCAUUUUGCUUAAGCCUAGCAAGCCUAGACUGUUGUUUGGAUCCUAUCCUGUACUUCUUUACAACAUCCGAAUUUCAGGAUCAGUUAUCGAGACACAGCAGCGCAAUCAUCCGGAGUCGUCUUAUGAGCAAGGAGAGUGGCUCAUCAAUCAAGGAAUAAAUACUGAAAGUCUUUGGAAAUAUAUAAAACAAUGCUCAUUUAAGAUCAGCAAUCACGUGUUGUGUGUGUUGGAGGCUGGAGAGCCCCUGGCUGUAUUGAGCUGGGGUGAUGCCUCACCUAGCCUGCUUGAACUAGAACAAGCUGUAGGGAGCGGUGUUGCCUUUGCAGGAGUUGGUCUGAGUGGGCUAGUAGCUCUUCUCUAGCUUCUGUAGUUUUAUGAUCAAGCCAAAGACACUCCAAACAGGGAGGCCCAGUGUGCCCCCCUCUCAGCAACUGCCCUUUUCCAACAGAAAUACAGCACAGCAUGGGAAAGUGAAGGUCGGAAAUAAUUAAACAAAACAAACUUGCUUGAGGUCAAAGCACCAAGUGCAGCCUGCUCAGAGUUUGCAGCUUGAUUCAACAUGGCAACCAUGUUUCCAAAGAUACACAGUUGCCUGUCUACUCUAUGGUGCCUAGCACUACCAUUGAUCCAUUAGAGCUUGCUGUUGGCACUAAGCCAACUCUCUCUAUUUCUAAGCACUUAUCUCUAUUUCACACUUUCUUUCCACCUUUUCCAUUUUUUUGUUCUCUCCCUCUGUUUUCUAUACUUUUCUCUUCUUCCAGCUCAAACUUUUUUAUUUUUUGUUACACACAGGUGACUGUGUAUCCUCCCCUGCCCUCCCACAGCAGCCCAUGUGACUCUGGGACUAAAUUCUUCAGCUGAUCUCCACAAACAGUAUGUCCUCUUCAGCCAGCUGCCUCUUCCUCAGCCACCCAUAGUCAAAGUGUGCUAUACGGUGUGGGACCUUCACACCAGGACAGCAGGCCCCAUUUUCCCCUGUUGCAUGCAGUUCUCUUCUGUUAAGCGUUUCACAGUUGGUCCAUGCAGUAAAAAGAUUAAGUAAAUUAAACUAACAAAUAAAUAAGCAAAAAGAGUUAUCUGCCCACAAUCAUUGCACUAAUUAAAAAAGAGGCCUAAUUAACAGAGUAAAUUAUUAAUAAUUCCCUCAGUUCUAAUGGUGACCUUAGUUUGAGAGCUCCCAUAAAUACAUUAGCUAUUCAAAUAUUCAAGCAAAUUGCAAAGUUUUAUUUUGUAUAAAGCAGAAAUUAGCACCUCUUAAUAAUGUUUAUAUAAAUUACAAUUAUUGCAUCAAAUUCAUCCCUAAAGUAACUCCAAUGAUUUCAGUGGAUUUAUACCUGGAAUUGAUUUAGUCAGAUAUGCGUAUGUACUGAUUAGUAGCAACAGCAGCUACAUCAUGCAAAAGUAAGCCUCAAAACUGUAUAACACAAGUAAAAGAAGCCAAAACACUUUAAUUGUAUUACUUUUUGGCCCAGGUAAAAAUGCUGUUCCAUUUAGUGUCUCCCAGGUCUGAGGGGGUUGCGAGGGUGGGUGGGAAUGUAGCCUAGGUUUAAAUAAUGAUUACUCUGGGUAUUAUCUUUAAUGGCAAACGAUUAAAUUAUGUUGACAAUAAGCUAGGUAGUCCACCUACCAUUUUUUUAAAGGUCAGUGAUAUAGUUUUUAUAUAUGCAGUUGUUUUUAAAGGGAUAUUUCAACGUUCACACAUGUAACAAGGAAAUAUACUUUAAUAAAAGGUAUUAUUCCUAGCUUCUCUAGAUUCUUAAUGAAAAGUUGUUCAAUGAGUAACUAGUCCAAAGCUCAUUGAAAUCUGUGAAAGGCUGCCAUUGCCUUAACUGGACACUGUAUUUUACCAAAGACUUACACAUAUACUUUAACUUUAUGCAUGCAAGUAUUCCAGCUGAAGAAGAAAUUUAAAUACAUGUAUAAGACUUUGCAGGACUGGGGCCUAAGUGUAUAUAUUCAAGCCUGUACAAUGCAAUUUUUAUUAGUUUUUUUUUCAAUCAACCUUCUUUCUCCUGGGCUUUGAACUGUUCAGUUUACUAUCAUGUCAUUCAAUCUGUAAUUAUUAUUUCUGUAAGAACUUUUACAUACCUUGGUCUGCUGUUGGGAAGUGUUUACUGUAAUUCCUUCAAGCUACUGUUUUGUGCUUUAUCUGGUUGAGACACAAAUGUUUAAAGUACUGCAGUGACAUCCAAAUAGCUUGUCUUUCAUUUUAAUUUGCAAAAUCAUGCUUAAAAAUAAAUCAG